This is a messenger RNA of Schistocerca gregaria, 1351 nucleotides long. RefSeq lists its product as uncharacterized. Lineage: Eukaryota; Metazoa; Arthropoda; Insecta; Orthoptera; Acrididae. The coding region runs from base 388 to 1131 and encodes 247 amino acids. The transcript is spliced from 5 exons. Gene Ontology annotation, molecular function: N-acetyltransferase activity. The record is from RefSeq and is a predicted model, not a curated record.
CUUAGAGCGGGGUGGCGGGGUGUCUGACGGACGUACGGCAGGCUCUGUCUGCUGGUCUCCCUGGAGCCUCUGGGCCCACGUGUAAUCUGCGAGCUCGGUGGUUGCUGGCCUGGCCGUCAUCGCAGUUCUUGAUUGCAGGCGCCGCUUACUCUGGCAGCAAUCUGACCCAUUCGGGCGGACUCAACGCCCUGGGUUUUGGUGGUUGCCGCGGGGUACGAGGGGCACUCCUUCCCCGGACCGGCCAUUAUCCGGAGCGACGGGCGCAAAUCUUAGAAAUUUCACAAAUUUUUUCGUGGACUUCGCUCCGGAUUCCUUCCAUCGACCUGGUGCACUCCGCCCUGAUCACAGCACCGACGAUGGACAACCCGACGCAGCUGUGACCCUCAGAUGUCGUCAGAGAGCAGGCCGUGGAGGCGUCCGGACGACAAGCCUGUGCCGACGGUGUGGCGGCGCUUCGAGGGCCGGAGGCCCAUGGCGGACGGGAAGAAGCCGCGCUUCGUGGUCCAGGACGUGCCGCCGGAGCUGGAUGACGCCGUCAUGGAGCACAUGGUGACGCACUUCCUGCGCGACGAGCCCGUCUGCUCGCUGUCUGGGCUGCGCGACGAGCCAGACUCGCUGCGCUGCUUCACCGCCAUCUGGCGGGGUUACCUGCGGCAGCGCGCCGCCCUGGUCGCGCUCGUCGAGGACGACGACGGCGUCGCCAGGCGCGUCAUCGGCGCCAACCUCACCAAGCCGGAGUGCCUCGUGGACAAGGACAAGAAGGAGCAGGUUGAGGGCGUGGCCUGCCACAAAGUGUUCGAUGCCUACGCGUACCUGAUGUCGCGGGUGCAGCCGGACGUGUUCACGCGCUACGGCGUGGACUGCUACCUGACCGCGCUGGGCCUCUCCGUGGACCCCGAGUACAGGGGGCAGGGCGUGGGCGAGCAGCUGCUGAGGGCCCGCUGGGACCUGUGCAGGGCCCUCGGCAUACCGCUCACCGUCACCUGGUUCUCCGCCAGGGCGUCGCAGAUCCUGGCGGAGCGCGUGGGGUUUGAGACCCUGGUUGAAGUGUCCUACGAGGAGUACGGCGAGCCAGACUUCAAGAAGAGCACGACACCUACCAUGAAGAUCAUGGCUGCCCGCAUAACGUAAUGUGACACUCGGCUGGGUUCUCAGUUUACGUCUGGCGUUUACAGCUUACUACAGCUGAGACUUGAGAAACAGCAUCAAGGGCAGUGUAUUCAUACACGUAGCUUGCUAUGUUAUACCAUUUCUAGAUUUUUUUUCAAGUCUGUAUGCGUAAGCACGUCAGACACAAACUGACAAAGAUUUUGAAACUGUCUAAAUAAAUGGAAAAUGAGUUGUUCUCGUA